GGAGACGGCAGAAAUGAGGAACCGAAAUGAAAAGCAAAUCAUCUGGGGAGCAAAACCACGUUAGACUGGAAAACUGAUGGCUGUAAAAUGCACGAGGCAUCUCGUUUUGUGUAAAAAAACGCUCUUUGCUCUUUCUCUACAGGUGGGUUGUACUUAUUGUGAAGUCGUGGUGACACAUACGAGGAUGGAGGAGUCGAAAAUGAGCGUUGGUACGUUGAGUGAAGAAGUCCUGAAUAAGCUGUCGAAGAUGCUGGACAACUCAUCCUGCGGAUGGAGGCAGCUGGCCAACGCGGUGUCCGAUCAACCGAAAUUCCGCUGCAGCGAGAGUGAGCUGACCAGCUUCUCACUCCAGGUGCUGAGCGCUGCAGGCAGCCCAGGACGCACGCUCCUGGCUCGUCUAGCUGAUCGUUCCUGCUCCCUGGACUUCCUGCUCCACUGCCUGAGGAAGAUGGACCACCAGGAAGCUGUACAGUACCUCUCCGUCGCAGUGGCAGAGCUGAUCCAGAUCACAGUGCAGCCACAGUCCCAGCAAGCCACAGUGGGGGACAGGGUGGUGCUAACCUGCAGAGCCUCUGGUCCUCCUGGACUCAGCUACCAGUGGUUCAGAGGCAAAGAGGAGGUUUUGGAUGAGACAGGGAGUACGCCAGAGCUGGUCCUGUGUCCUUUAGCCCCGGUCCACCAGGGUCACUACAUCUGCAGGGUCAACCAUGGAGAAAACUGCGUUUUCUCCCAGUGGGCUCACAUUCGCUUUGUUCACUCUGCAGGCUGCAGCAGCAGUCUGUUUGCAGGGUCAGUGAGUGGGCUGCUCAUCACCCAUCAGCCCCAGUCCCAAGCAGCGUCUGAGGGCGACAUCCUGCUGCUGGAGUGCAAUGCAGAGGCCAACCCUCCCGCCCAGUACGAGUGGUACCACAACAUGGUGCCCAUGAAACAACACAAGACACGUUUACUCAAGAUCCCGUGUGUGACCACAGCACACAGAGGACAGUACAGAUGCAAGGUGUUUAAUUUAUACCACGAGGCCUGGACUGACACAGCAACAGUCACCAUCGGCCCCAGUUCCAUCGCUGAUGCCUCCUGGGUAGAAGUUGAUCGUGGUCCAGACUCACAGGAAGUCCACAGAUCAACCUGCGGACCAGGAAGUCAUCCACUGCAACAGAUGCUCGACCCGCCCUCAUCAGCCAAGCACUUCCAUGCAACAGACAAAGUCGCUCUUCUGAUUGGCAACAUGAACUACCUCUAUCACACUCAGCUCUGUGCUCCAAUCGCCGACGUCCACGAGUUGACCAACCUCCUCAGACAAAUGGACUUCAAGGUGGUUUCCCUGCUUGACCUCAACUGGCAGGAGAUGCACAGCGCCGUUACGGAGUUCCUGUUGCUGCUCGACAAGGGGGUCUAUGGCUUGCUAUACUUUGCUGGUCAUGGUUAUGAGAAUUAUGGCAACAGUUUCAUGGUUCCCAUCGACGCACCGGCCUCCUAUACAUCAGAGCACUGUUUGUGCGUGCAGAAUAUACUGACCAGGAUGCAGCAGAAGGAGACUGGACUCAAUGUAUUCCUGCUGGACAUGUGCCGCAAAAGAAACCCAAAUGAUGACGUGAUUGUGCAACCAGGACUACUCAAAGUGACAGCAAAUAUAGUGUUUGGAUAUGCCACAUGCGUAGACGCGGAAGCAUAUGAAGUGAAGAGAGAGGAUGUGUCGAAUGGCAUCUUCAUAAGCUUCCUCAAACGGCGAGUUUGUGAGGAUGAGAAGGUCACGGUCAUGCUGGACAGAGUGGCAGAAGACCUGGGUCGUUGUAAGAUCACACGAGGGAGGCAGGCUCUGGAGCUACGCAGUAAUCUGUCCGAACGACGUUCCCUCACCGAUCAGAUACAGACCUCUGAGUGUUCUGCGUCCCACUCAGCCCGGAACCUGCAGUGGGCUGUUGCUCACGUUCUACCACAGAGCCUUUGCCUGCAGUUUGACUGUGGAGUGAAGGUUCAGCUCGGCUUUGCUGCAGAGUUCUCCAACAUCAUGGUCAUCUACACUCGGAUACUUGAGAAACCCGCAGAAAUUGUUUCCUGCUGUGCUCAGCUCACUGACUUCCCAGAGGAUGUGGAUAUUGAUCUGAAGAAGAGUAACCAGGAGACUCUACUGGAAGCUGGCAGUUUAUUAUUGAUCAAAGAAAAUCUUCCUUCACCAGACGCCCCCAGUCGCUACACACGCAUCCGAAGCCUGCAGAGACUCAGGACGGAGCUCACAUUCACUGCCUGCCUUCAUUACACCUAUUCCAACAUGGAUGAAGAAGUACAGGAACGGCAACCAGUGACAGUUGGUAAACCACUGGUCUCCAAACUCAACCUGCAUGAACCACGACCGUCUUGCACAUGCUCUGCCUCCACAUCCUUCAGCCUCGACUCCUUCGACGUCGCCGAGUGUUCUUCCCUUACGGAAGCUUAUUCCUCUGUUGGUUUAGCCUCAAGCGCAUGGUCAUAUUAUGCACAAACUGGAAGAGAACCUUCCACCACCGACUCUGCAACUUCAUCCAGAAGUGCCAAUAUACCAGAGGAGACUUUCAGUCCUGAGUUAUUAGAGGCCCCUCAGCCUCUUGUUGCCAGCAAAAGCUUGCCCCACAGUCGAGUAAAUGACACAAACUACAAAUUUAGUGACAUGCACAAUUUUCAUUCUUACUAAACAUUAUGAAGCCUAUGAUUUGACCAUUACACACUGAUAAAGUACACAUAUUAGUUUGCAAUUUGCAAUACAAGUUUUAUUGACAUGUUAUGCUCAGUGACAAUAAAGACAAUCUUGAAUUUUGAAUAAACAAUUUGCUGUUUUAGUAAAGCUUAACCAGGACUCAGUUCAUUGUAUGUGGUUAAUUUAGAUAUUAUCCUCUUUUAUUAACUAUGCAUUAAGUUUUUGUAAUGUUCUAUAAACAUUUUCAUAUUAAUAUACAUCAUAAUGCAUGGAAAAAGUAACUACACUGCAUAUGAAGAAAUAAACAGCCUU
Messenger RNA from Chelmon rostratus (copperband butterflyfish), 2983 nucleotides. RefSeq names its product MALT paracaspase 2 (gene malt2). NCBI's taxonomy places the organism in Eukaryota, Metazoa, Chordata, Actinopteri, Chaetodontiformes, Chaetodontidae. The record is from RefSeq and is a predicted model, not a curated record. The coding region runs from base 77 to 2668 and encodes 863 amino acids. Gene Ontology annotation, biological process: proteolysis. The transcript is spliced from 17 exons. Gene Ontology annotation, molecular function: cysteine-type endopeptidase activity.